Molecule: messenger RNA, 1170 nt
Organism: Cylas formicarius (sweet potato weevil)
Lineage: Eukaryota; Metazoa; Arthropoda; Insecta; Coleoptera; Brentidae
Product: zinc finger protein 595-like
Exons: 1
Coding region: 1-1170 (389 amino acids)
Biological process (GO): regulation of transcription by RNA polymerase II
Cellular component (GO): nucleus
Molecular function (GO): DNA-binding transcription factor activity, RNA polymerase II-specific; RNA polymerase II transcription regulatory region sequence-specific DNA binding
Source: RefSeq, a predicted model, not a curated record
AUGACCGACGUCGCGUCAUCGACGCCAAUAGCGGGACGCAUCAAGUGCAUGCCUAUUUUUAGGUACGUCAAAUUCGAGCCACUGAAGGAAUUUGGUCCCCCCAAAAGCGCGUCGGUUCCCCGCCGUCUCAAAAAAUCUAUUUUUCGGUGUCCCGCUUGCUCAAAAGAAUUUCCCAACGUCAGGCUGCUCAACUUUCAUCGGAAAGUCCAUCAGGAAACGACGCAACAUUCGUUCAGCUUCAACGAGGACACGGCGAGGUACAUCUGCCAGGUUUGCGACUCGAGUUUUGCCACCAAAUCGAACGUGGAGAAACACCUUAAUGUCCACGCGUACUCGUGUAAGUCCUGCGACCUCAAAUUUCUACGACCCUACAUCCUAGGCUGUCACAUGGCUGAACAUGAUCCCGACCAAAUGGUAUGCUGUCCUCUCUGCUGUUACAAGUCCCCCCUGGCUUGCAACCUAAAUUUUCACAUCAAUUCGGUCCACCUGAAGACUAUCUCGUAUAAGUGUCACGCGUGCAGCUCGUCAUACACAUCACCCAACAACCUCAGCGAUCACGUCAACGUGGUGCACAACAAAACCGACCCGUACGAAUGCGUGGUGUGCCAGAGAAAGUUUAUUUUGGCCACCAGUAUGCACAGACACCAAAUCAAUACGCACCGUCCUCUGGUGGAAGGCGACGUUCCAUCCACCUACUGCAUCGUCUGCAAGAGGAUGUUCCAGACCGUGGCGUCGCUCCACAAACAUAUGAAGGUGCGUCAUCACGACCGUAAGAAGGAAGGGAGACGGGAGAGGUUCGUGUGCGACAUCUGCGGCAAGGACUUCGCUCACCGUCAGGCGUUGAGACUCCAUCAGAAGGGACAUAGCGGCGUGAAGCCUUAUCAAUGCCGGUUCUGUCCCAAAACGUUUAAGGCGAUCGCGCUGAGAAAUGUUCACGAGAAGACCCAUUCGGUGGAGAGGCCUUUCGCUUGCGAAUAUUGCGGCACCUGUUUUAAAAUCAAAGAGGGUUUGCGAAGGCAUAUCAAGACUCACAGUGACGUCAAACCGUUUAGGUGCGACGUGUGCAGUAAGGAAUUUAGGCGCAGGGAACACUUGAAGUUGCACUCAAAGAACUGCCAGAAUAUCAUCGCGAGGGAGGCGAGGCGACUGAUUAAGAAGGACAAGAGUUGA